CAUGUAAAUGAAUGACGUUGGCAGGAUGAGCACAAGCACUAUGACAGCAUGCAACAGUAACUUUCCGCUGCAGGUCAGAUGUGCGCUCGAACUGGACGGACUGAUGUAAACGGAAGCUGUGUGAGUUUAACGGGAGGAUAUACACAAUAUAAUAACAUUGCAAACGCUCAAGAAAGAAGGGGACAAACUAAAGAAUGACAGAUAUAAUGAACAAUACAGAACACAGUCGAGAAGACUUCACUGUGAGUGACACCGGGGAACAAGGCGUUUCCUUUCAGAUUUUUCCAGACACACAGGAGCGCCACCCCAAGGUGUUCAAGCGCCUGCCCUCCAUCGUAGUGGAGCCCACAGAGGGAGAAGUGGAAAGCGGAGAGCUACGCUGGCCCCCAGAUGACCUGAGAAGCACAGACCCUUCCAGCCAAACACAAACACCCAUGUCCGCUUCACACAGCCAGAGUACAGAUGAAGUCAAGUGCAGCAGCCUGGAAACAUCAGGGGCAGCUGAGCAUGACUGAAAUUUAAUAAAUACGUUGUCACAAGUCUACCAUUAUCACAAGUCUCAGUUCUCACAAAAUCUUCACACUUAGAAAGACACAAAUACACUGACAAGCAACACAAGCAGCCAAUCUGGCAGGCAGGUGUGAAAAGAUCAGAGCUCGCAAUGCUAUAUCUGAGCACCCUUUAUAACACAUUCAUAGCUUUAAAAAGACUUUUGACUUAAUUUUUAAGAUCAAACUCUUGGAGCAUUUUAUUUGUGGAAAGUGGCUUUAAUAAUCUUACAAUGGCCUAGUUUGUAUUUCCUGAUGCAGAAAUUCUGUUAAUAAAACUGCUGCAUAAAUUUACAUCUCUGAUAAUCUACUGAAAAUGCGUAGAAUUUGGAUGACACAACAAAAAUGGAUUGUAUGAGCACACUUAAGCUGGAAAAUAUGAAUGUACAGAAUAUUGUUCAAUAUAAAUGUAGAAAAAUAACAGUUCCUGGAUCUCAAGUAAGCAAUGUACAGUCAGUUAGCCAGUAUUGCUUUAUAAUUUAGCUUUAUUGACCAGCUGAUUUAAUUAGUACACUUAAUACAUGGCUACUGAAUGAAAAGGAAUUCAUGAAAUCCACUUGUCAAUUUUAUUAUUCAUCAGUAAGUAUACAUACAUAUUUGAGCACGAAAGGUAAAUUAUAGCUUUUUGUGGUCAAAUAUUUAUGUAUGUUUACCAUAUAUAUGUAUACUGACCAAUCAGAAUCAAGUAUUCCAGAACCAUGUAAGCACACAAUGGUUUUGAACGAUUUGAUGUCAAAUCUAGAGAGAGAUGUAUUGAUUUGUUAUUAUGCCCUCCACUUUGAUGUAUCCCAGAAGCCUGUGAAUACAUAUUCUAAAAAGAUUGCAGUGACCACUGUGGAUCUCACAUUCAUGUGAAAAUUAUUCAUUACACGCUCGGCGGCUGAAAACUUUAUGCGAGGAGACUCCAUCCUCUCACCACACCAUCUGGCUAAGGCUUGUGAGGAAUGACUGCUACUGAACUUCAAACAUGUCUGCCUGCCAAUCAGCCCGUGGACAAGGACUUCCUUAUAUCUCCAAGCCCUGUCUGACUUUCUGCAGACUUGAAAUUAUUAGAGGCGCUUGUGCACGUACACAAUAUCUUCAAAGCACAACCGCUGGAGCUAGAGUCCUGCAACUGGACUGCAAACAAAGACUGCUUAUUGUACAGCUUAAUUCAAUGUUUGGCUAUAAUUGGUCGUGUUUGCUAAGCAUUCUGUACUAUUGCUAUUUUCUUUCUUAGGGUUAGAAAUUUAAACAGACGCCUGUCCUUGAGUAUUACACAACUCGGUUGAAUCAUACAACAGGCAUGAAUCACAUCACAUCAUGCUGGGAAAUACUGGGAAGGCCAACUCUGAUAUUGUGACUGCGAGUAUUGCACGUACAGGCAUAAGUCACUUAAAAUUUCAUGUAUAUUUUCACUUACUAUCUAGUUUAAUAGUAAUAGUUCAGAUGUUGUAGUAAUACUGAUGUGAUUCUUAAACCACUUCAUGAUCCCAUGAUAUUUUCUUAAAUCCUCAUAGUGAAACUGCCUUGAUGUGUAUGUUGUUUAGAGUCUAUAUUUUGAAAUCGCAUUUUGUCUACUGCAAUGUUUUCAUAAUUCUGUAAUGAAUGGCUUGUGUUUGCCUUAAAACACUCUCCAUCACUAUCAUACGAGGUGUCUCCAUCAGGACUUUUGAUCUUUUUUUACUGGCAUGCAUUGAGAGUUGUGAAUAACGUGGAAAUUACAUAAUGAACCAGCAGAUACAUCUUCUGGAAAACGCUGAUCAGAUUUUUUUUUUUUUUUUUCUCAAAUUCUGUUUAAGAUUCUACCCAAUUGCCUUCAUUUCAUUAUUAAAUAAUUGUUGUAAAAAAUUUACUGAUAUUUUGAUAUUUGCUCUUUAUAUGUACACAUUUUUGUUUGUUCAUUUGUUUGGUAAGUUUAAAUAAAGAUUAAUAUUAGAUAA
Messenger RNA from Labeo rohita (rohu), 2470 nucleotides. RefSeq names its product protein LBH. Lineage: Eukaryota; Metazoa; Chordata; Actinopteri; Cypriniformes; Cyprinidae. The coding region runs from base 195 to 515 and encodes 106 amino acids. The transcript has 4 exons. The record is from RefSeq and is a predicted model, not a curated record.